AUGGUACAAUUGGGAGGAUCAAAGGAUAGCUGCACAGCAUGCAACAAGACUGUGUACAUGACAGAGAAGAUUGUGGUCGAGGACAAGGAGGAGAAGAAGACAUUCCAUAAGCUGUGUCUAAAGUGCUCACACUGCAAGAUCACUCUGUCACUGGGCAACUACGCUUCAAUGAAUGGCGUCAUGUUCUGCAAGCCACACUUCAAACAGCUGUUUGCCACCAAGGGCAACUAUGACGAGGGUUUCGGCCAGUCCAAACACACCACCCAGUGGGCGCCACAGGCCACGCCCAGCAGCUCGCAGGCCGGCUCCUUCAUUAAGCUGGAGGAGUCCAACAAGCCACCCUCCGAGAAGAAGGAGACGCCAUCGGCCAUCUCGUCGCGCUUUGCCGGCAGCUCCGAGAAGUGCGCCAUCUGCUCCAAGACUGUGUUCCUCACUGAGAAGAUCGUGGUCGAGGAGAAGGAGGACAAGAAGGUGCUGCACAAGGGCUGCCUCAAGUGCACUCACUGCAACGUGACUCUCAACCUCAGCACCUACUCCUCGAUGAACGGUGUCUUCUACUGCAAGCCACACGUCAAGCAGCUGUUUGCCGCCAAGGGCAACUUUGGUGAAGCGUUUGGCAACGCUCCACAGACUGACAAGUGGACGCCACAGGCUGUUACCGCACCCGCAUCGUUCGUGCCCGUGGACCGCACGACCGAGAAGGAGAAGCCCGUAGUGUCGACAUCGGACACGGCCAAGAAGUUCUCGGCCGCCAAGAACACAGACAAGUGCCAGCUGUGCCAGAAGACUGUGUACUUGACAGAGCGUGUCGUGCUCGAGGAGACAGACUCGCGUCGCAUCUUCCACAAGGUGUGCAUGAAGUGCUCGCACUGCAGCGUUGUGCUGAACCUCGGCACUCUGGCACAGUUGGACGGUGUUCUCUACUGCAAGCCACACUUUAAGCAACUCUUUGCGCUCAAGGGCAACCUGGACGAGGGCUUUGGCCGCGUCAAGCGCACUGACAACCCAUUCCCAUACCUCGAGAAGAAGGACGACUACGUGUCCUCGGCCGACCGUCUCCAGAGCGAGCACGACGCCGGUCAUGUAGAGAGUGAGAUGGAGAAGUUCAAGCGUCUCUCCGAGAUGAAGUAUGUUGAGGAUGAUGUCAAACCAGUGUUCAACCCAUCUGCCACCUACAAGCAUGAGGAGGAGGAGACACAUGAUCACAAGGAUGAUGACGUCGUGGAGAAGGAGCAAGAGGGACAUGUCGAGACUGAGAUGGAGAAGUACAAGCGUCUAUCCGAGAUGAAGUAUGUCGAUGAUGAUGUCAAGCCAGUAUUCAAUCCAAAUGCAGUCUACAGACAUGAUGACGAUGAGAAGAUGGUCGAUGAUGAAGAAGUAAUUCAACACAAGGAGGUGGAGCAUCAUCAUCAUCAUGAGGAGGAGAAGGAGAGGGAGGUUCAACAUCCAGAAGAUGAGCAUCUUGACAACAGCAAUGACAAUGACAGUGACAGUGACUAA
Acytostelium subglobosum LB1 is the source of this 1500-nucleotide messenger RNA. RefSeq lists its product as hypothetical. Lineage: Eukaryota; Evosea; Eumycetozoa; Acytosteliales; Acytosteliaceae. Gene Ontology annotation, cellular component: plasma membrane; actin cytoskeleton. The transcript has a single exon. The record is from RefSeq and is a predicted model, not a curated record. Gene Ontology annotation, biological process: actin filament bundle assembly. Gene Ontology annotation, molecular function: actin filament binding. The coding region runs from base 1 to 1500 and encodes 499 amino acids.